Messenger RNA from Orbicella faveolata, 2000 nucleotides. RefSeq names its product serine/threonine-protein kinase 3-like. Gene Ontology annotation, molecular function: protein serine/threonine kinase activity; ATP binding. NCBI's taxonomy places the organism in Eukaryota, Metazoa, Cnidaria, Anthozoa, Scleractinia, Merulinidae. Gene Ontology annotation, biological process: intracellular signal transduction; protein tetramerization; protein phosphorylation. The record is from RefSeq and is a predicted model, not a curated record. Gene Ontology annotation, cellular component: cytoplasm.
GUUGGUGCAAGUUUUGUAAAUUAAAAAGGAAACUUUAACAUCUGUCUCUGUUUGCAAAGGUCAAUCUUUAAAUACUUUAGUUUCAAAAUUUUCCGUGAUGUCACACUUAAUAUCAGUUUGUACCUCCAUGUCAGUCUGUCUGUGCUCUCAUUUGCUGUGGUAAAAAAAAAAAUCAUUUUUUGUUGGAUUCACAUUGAUUUCUUUCAGCAGGAUAUAUUCUCUUUUUCUUAAGGAUGUUAUUAAUAUCAUAAGCUUAUAUUUUGAAUAACUUUACCCUCAUAUUGGCAUAGAUUUUAAAAGAUGUUGUUAAAAAUGCCAGCAUUGAUUUCCUGCAGUAAGCUUUUAUCUGCUACUUCUGUUACAGGCGAUAUUUAUGAUUCCAACAAAACCGCCUCCCACCUUUAAAGAUGCUGACAGAUGGAGUAAAGAAUUCUUAGACUUUGUAAGCAAAUGUCUUGUAAAAAAUCCAGAGGAUAGAGCGACUGCCACGCAGUUAUUACAGCAUUCGUUUAUCCAGGAAGCAAAGUCUGUCAGUAUACUCAAUAACAUGAUCCAAGAAGCGCUGAAUAUUAUGGAAGAAGAAAGUGCGCGAGAGGAAAACGAGGAGGAAGCGGAGGAAGUCGAUGAUCAUAUCGACUCGGGGACAAUUGUGAAGGUUGGCGAUGGUAAUGAUAACACGAUGAUAGUAAACACAGCGUCCAGUGUGCAGAGUCAAGAUACGAUGAUCGUGAACAGUGAGGCAGGUACACUGUUGGAAUCUGAUCUGGGAACAAUGGUGAUUAAUUCUGAUGAAGACGAGGACGCCACGAUGAAAAGAUUGGACAGCGAUGCUAAACAGAACUAUCGUCCUUCAUUUAUGGAUCACUUUGACAGAAUAUUUGAAGCAGGAGGACGGGGAAGCGACUCCGGUGCCAACGGUUCGUCUGGGGAGGACUCCGGGGGACUACUGAGGGGGGCAAAACCUGAAGAUCCGUUUAAACUCAAGAAGGCAGGCCCCCCUGACUUUGAAUUUUUACGGUCACUGCCAUGCGAGGAAUUACAAAGCCGAAUGCAGACACUGGACAUGGAAAUGGAGAAAGAAAUUGAAGGACUCAGAGCGCGAUACCAGGCCAAGAGACAACCUAUUCUUGAUGCGAUGGAGGCGAAGAAGAAGAGACAACAGAACUUUUAGUGAAGUUAAUCAAGCUUGGCGAAGGUUUCAACGCUUAAUACACUCCACAGGGUAUGAAAUGUUGCCUCUGUUCGCAUGACAGUGGUAAAUGUUUCCUCUGUUCGCGUGAAAACGUUGAUGAUAAGUUAAAAUACAUUCCAGAAUGCUUCGAGUUGAUAGAAAUCCUGUUCCUGUUACUCCCGCGAGAACUUAAGCUCAAAUGGUGAGAAUUAGGGCUAUAUUGAGGCUGUUUGCAAAAUUUCUGUGCAAACGAAACCCCGCUAACAUCAACUGAACACAAUAACCCGCAUGUAUGCAUUGCGGUCCUAUGUAGAAAUUCGCGAGGCAAUUCGAGACAACUUUAUUGCUAGUGUCUUUCCUUUUUCCGCCUCUUUCCUGAUCAAGGCAGAGGGGAGGAGAGGGUGAGGAGGAAAUUCUGGACAUAGGGCAGGUUUGAAGACUGCACUGAAUAUCUUGAUAGAGAGUUUUAUUCACCACCAUUUAUUUUGCGGUACCCUAAGAUACAACAUUAAACAGGAACUUAACUUGAUAUUUAAGCAAAUCUCCCAACUAGAAGUGUACAAAAUGUAUAGAGGCCAAAGAGGAGAAUUCGCAUGUUGAGCAUGGAGGUUGAAAAUGGCCAACAGACAGUUUUGCGAGAUGCCAUUUUGAUAUACAUUUUGUAAAAGGAAAUGUAAUCAAAUUGACUCAAGCUUACGGCGGUUGAAUACAAAUGUAGUUGUUUUGGUUGUGUUAUUCCCACAGGACGGACUUUCUGACUGACUGACUGACUGAUUGUCUGUCUGUCUGUGUCUGUCUGACUGACUGACUCACUGACUCACUGACUGAC